This is a messenger RNA of Fusarium keratoplasticum, 3993 nucleotides long. Its product is annotated as GH18 domain-containing protein. The record is from RefSeq and is a predicted model, not a curated record. Lineage: Eukaryota; Fungi; Ascomycota; Sordariomycetes; Hypocreales; Nectriaceae. Gene Ontology annotation, molecular function: hydrolase activity, hydrolyzing O-glycosyl compounds; chitin binding. Gene Ontology annotation, biological process: carbohydrate metabolic process. The transcript is spliced from 10 exons. Bases 1 to 3993 code for a protein of 1330 amino acids.
AUGCUUCUUCAAUUCUCUGUCACUCAGCCUCUGGAUGCUAAAGAUUCUACUAUUCUCAUCCGCAGCUGCACCAUUGGGAACCACCCGACUGCUGCCAAGAUGGUCGACAAAACUCCGAUUGAGAACCCCAAGAAAGACGAGACUCUCGUCAACGGUGGUAGUCUCAACGUUGCUCCGGCCUGUAUCAUCACCGGUACUCCUGGUCAGACAGACCUCAGACUUGGUCAAGGCGACGAGGCCAAGUCAGAUGGCAAAGAUAUUGUCACUGUCUUGGAGGGCAUGAAGACCUUCUUCAAUGACAAGGAGAACUGCGACGAGAAGUUCCUGUUUGCUUACUACAAACAAACCGUCGCCAGUAUCUACAUUGGCGCCGGCCUUGGAAAACCCACUGUCCAGUCGACCCUUGACGCUCUCGUUCGUCAUAUCGAUGACAACGGCUCCAUUUCCAACAAAACCGUCGUCGAACUCUGCGGCAGUGGACGGCGGCCACAGCAAGUUAUUGGUGUGGCGAUGGAUACGACCGGAGACCUUGCAGCAGUGCAAAAGACAGCCAUGCAAUGGAGCAAGGGUGUCUGCGCCAUCAGAGGCAGCAUCAAGUCUGCAGGACUGCUCCAAGGUGUCCAAGUCUUUGAUCUUGCUGGAGACGACUCUGAGCUUGUUGGAUCACAGCCAAUGCCAACUCCAGGCUCCAGUCCGACACGUCGAGGGUUGACUUCGUUGUUCAAAGACAUGUGGAAACGCGAAGAGCUGGAGAAGCGAGCUGUCUGCAAACACAUGCAAGUUGAAGAUGGAGACAGCUGCACAACUCUUUCUGUUCGCUGUGGUAUCCGUGGUGCCGAGUUUCUCAAGUACAACACCAAAGCCAACCUUUGCGCUAACCUCAAGGAGGGUGACUACGUCUGCUGCUCUGCCGGAGAUCCCUAUAAGCCCCCCGCUCCAGAGCCCAACGCUAAUAGCACGUGCAAGACUCAUCUCAUUGAGAAUAGAGACUCAUGUGACUCUCUGGCCAAGAAGAACGGCGUUACGUUUGUUAAAGACGAGGAUAUCGAUGGUAUUGAUAUUGAUUGGGAGUAUCCUGGUGCUCCCGAUAUUAUGGUUGGCGGUAAACCGAUCGGCCAGAAGACUGAUGGCCUUAACUACCUGAGAUUCCUCAUAGUCCUGAAAAACAAGAUGCCCUCGGGCAAGAUAGUAUUAAUUGCAGCGCCGGCCUCGUACUGGUACCUCAAACAGUUCCCCAUUGACCAGAUUGCCAAGGUCAUUGAUUACAUCGUUUUCAUGACUUAUGAUCUCCACGGCCAAUGGGAUUAUGGGAACGCAAAUGCCUAUGAUGAAUGCCCAUCGGGUAAAUGCAUUCGAAGCCAUGUCAAUAUGACUGAGACCAAAAAUUCUCUCUCAAUGAUUACCAAGGCUGGCGUGGAUAACAAUAAGGUCUUUGUUGGCGAGUCUAGCUACGGAAGAUCCUUCCAUAUGGCCAAAGAUGGAUGCUAUGGCCCCAUGUGCGAGUUUACUGGUUCUAGAACCGAGUCGGAUGCGAAGCCUGGGAGAUGCACAAAGACGUCAGGCUACCUUGCCAACGCCGAGAUCAAUAAGAUUCUUCUCUCCGGCAAGAUGUCUAAGGCCUUUUACGAUAAAAAUUCUCAGUCAAACGUUAUUCUCUACGAAGCCAACGACGUGCUGAGCGUCGACCUGAAUCGUCUUUGCAAGUUCGCAUGCAAAUACGGCUACUGUCCGCCCGAUAUAUGCCAGAUUGUCAACCCCAGCCCUGGUGAGGAAGAGGAAGAGGAGGAAGAUGAGCGCGUCCCAGGUGUGGUGACAGUGCCUCCCGACUAUGACGAAGACUCGGUCAAGAACAGAGACAAGAACGACAAGCAAUGCUAUAUCUAUAAGGAUGGCUACCAAGAGCCAAACCAACUCGAUGGUUGCAAGAAGGCUUGUCAAGAGACGCUAGACGAGGCUGCGGAAGAGGGCAGAACCAGUAACUACGGCUGCAUACUCUGGAGCCCUCAGAACAUGGCGCUAAUAGCAGCCGAGCUGACUAACUACGUCUACUCCAAGGGCGAGGAUCCCCUAGGCGCCUUCUCGUGGUGGUUGAGCCCAUGCGGCGGAACCGAUCUGGUGCCAGACGAGAUCAAGCAGGUCUUCGACAUUCUGAGCAACGCACCUACGGGCAAGUCGAGCUACAAGCAGCCCAAGAAGAUCAAGAAGCACAGCGGCAAGAAGGGUGACGAAGGGAAUCCCCGAUCUCGACCUAAACCUGGCACUGGCACAGGUAGCGGCGCUAGCCCCAGCACGCCCAAGCCCCCCAAGAAAAAGAAGUGCAACGUGCCCCCGAGACAGCGGACCAAGGUAAUAGCCAGCAAGAUACUUCAACUCCAAAGCUGCGACAGCAAUGACAAUAGGGUCACGGAGCAAUAUUACUUCAACACCAUGACAUACCAUUCCACAGCGACGGAACAUCUGGUCACCAAGACUUCGGCUGCAACGGCAUCCCGUGAUCGCGAAGGUGCCAAAGCGACAAACGUCUGGAGGAAGGAGCAUGACAAGUCCUGGGAGGAAGAAAAGUACCGGGAACAGGAUAAAUGCGACAGGGACGAGUGGCCCCCCGCCUACCUCCUUGAACCCGAUGGUCCUGAAAUGCUAGAGGGGGGGCAAACCAAGAAAGGCCAACGUGUGCGCUUUAUGCCCAGGGAAGAUAACAGAAAAGCCGGCAAUGUGUGGAGGGGUGUAUGCUUCCACUCGGCCCUGGAAGAACUGAAAGACGACCUGCUGGAAUACCAAAGGAUGUGCCAAACGGCCCCCAUUCUGUCAACAGGGCAGUUACCUCAAGGCAGCGGCGUAAGACACGUUAUCGAGCCCGUCAUCAACAUUCGCCCUGUUUUCACCUUCAGCGAAUACCAGCAUUCGGCAGCAGGCAACACACCGCUUCGAGAUGACGGCCUCUGGGAAAAUAAAUGCUGGCCAAGCGGCAUUGCCAAGACUGACCCUGGCUGGGCCCUGUUGUCUAUCGAUGAGUGGCACGACAAGAACCCGAAUGCAAAGAAAUGGGACUAUAAGAAACCAUACGAUCCACCCACCAACGAUUCCACGAAAGCAUUUGAGGGAAAAAAAAUGUCAGGGCGGAGCCCGUCUCCACCCGCGCCGCCUUCCAGUCCGCCCUCGGUAACGGAAUCGGAAUCCGAGUCAGAAUCAGAGUCUGAUGGCAUCCCUCACGAACCUGCCUACUCUCCCCAAGAGUUAGCGGAUAUCUUUCUCAGCUUUUACAACUUUCUGAAGACGGUUCAUUUUCAGGACGUCAAUCUCAAGCUACCACCGCCUGGUGGAUGGCCAGACCUAGUCCUGCCAUCUACCUCACAGAAGUCCGACCGUGUCUACGAAGUCAUGCGGCGUCUGCCUUACUUUGACGAUGCCCCCGAGGCCCUUCUGCACUACAAUUCGCGCCUCUACGAUUACACCCGCAUGCCUCUCGCCCGCGUCGACGAAGCAUUUGGCUUCAUGGACGAAAGUCUCAGGGAUUCUAACUCCUCGGUGAGAAGAGAGAUGGAGAUUGAUGUUUUUGAUACCUUCCCCUUCUCUGAUGGCUUUGAGAGGGGCGGAAAAGUUAUGUAUCUAAACGUUUGGGACGGCGAGAUCACGCAGGAAAGUCUUCUUAUGGACUUAAGAGAACCUGAUGAUGCCAGGUCCUACUUUGACGGACUCAGGGAAGAUUUCGAACGCCUGAGGCUCAUCCCUUGUUACAACAGAAGCAUGAUUGAGGCCAAAAGAGUUCCAGAGCAUAGUGGAACGAUUACCGAAGAACAAAUCGCGGCUCAGUCGGAAGAAUGGGGGACUGACCUGGAUGUUCAGUAUAUCAGGCAACUCUACAGGGGUUUCGGAUGGCCUCAUGCUUUUCGUAAGGACGAGGCUAUCGGGGCGGUUGACCAGCUGAUGGAGAAAAUCAAGGACAAGCGCGGUAAAUGGGAGUUUAUGUGGAGCAAUAGAAACGGCUUAAAUUAG